Molecule: messenger RNA, 2529 nt
Organism: Exophiala spinifera
Lineage: Eukaryota; Fungi; Ascomycota; Eurotiomycetes; Chaetothyriales; Herpotrichiellaceae
Exons: 6
Coding region: 1-2529 (842 amino acids)
Biological process (GO): mRNA export from nucleus; nuclear-transcribed mRNA catabolic process, nonsense-mediated decay
Cellular component (GO): nuclear cap binding complex; nucleus
Molecular function (GO): mRNA binding; RNA cap binding
Source: RefSeq, a predicted model, not a curated record
AUGGCGGACUACGAUCGCCGUCCGCGACGAGGCGGUGGUGGAGGAGGAGGAGGUGGUGGUGGUGGAGGCCACUUUAACAAUCGCAAGAGAAGAUACAGAGAUGAUGACUUCGAUGAUCGACGGCCUCAGCGACGUCGCUACGAGGAACCUCUGGUGGUGACAGUGCGCAGACAAGUUCUUUCGAUCGCUGAGAGUCCUGUCCGAAAAGCAGAAGAGGAUGCUGCGACGAUUGCAAAAACACUUGCCGACAACUACUUUGACAAUGAUCUGUCCACGGGCUUCGUGGACCUUGUCACCCAAAUGAUCAUCGAGCAGCCUCUCAAGACGCCCUUCCUAGCGGCCAUAGUCUACCUUGUGAACCCUCAGAAACCGGAACUUGUCACGGAUGUCCUGAGUAAGAUCGGCGAAGCGCUGCAGAAGCGCCUAGACCUCGGCCUGUGGAGGGAAGUCAAGCUGUACCUGCGUUUCCUCGGUUGUCUACAAGGCAUAUUCUCAGAAGCUGGCGUGUUUACAAUUCUGGAGGAACUCUUCUCAAAGGCCGCCGACCUGCAAAUGAAAUCCUCCGAAGACUCCUUAGGGCUGGAAAUUGUGAAAAUUAUUCUCCUGACCAUCCCAUACGCAAUGUCCUCCGGCGCAACGGGAUUCGAAACUCAAGCACUGAGUCUUUUGGAGAAAACCGACAUUAUUGCCUCGACGGCCCACCCCUUGGAAGUCAUCGUCGACCCUUUCCCAAGUCCAGAGGCUGGCGCACCUACCUCCUUGGAAAGCGCACUUGCUCUUCUCCAAAGGCAUAUGCAGGAAGAAUCUAGAAAUGGCUGGGAGUUGCCGUGCUUGCCUCGACCGUGGAAGGGAAGUCGAUCUCCAGAAGAGGAGGAAGCACUGGCUACUGCGCAGAAACACCCAUUUCCUGCACUCAAAAUCCCCGAGGAAGUGCAGAUUGGCCCGAGAUCUAUCUUCCCCGAGGUAUAUUUCUCAGUCUACGGUGAACAAGACAUCGAAACGGUCCCACCUCCUUCUGAUCCCGCCUCGAUUCUGAUCCGGGAUGCUUUGUCAGACACGAUCAACGGACUUGACUUUAAUAGGAUGGCGGCGGCGAAAUUCCUCAUUGACGUUGACUGCUAUUUUGCUGCAGACACCUUUGUAAAGCGAGCAACGCAGUUUGACAAGCUUCGAGAGGUUGCUGGGGACAAGGCAACCUGGAAACCCGAGGAUGUCAUCGUCGACGCAUGCUUUUCGCAGUUGAUGCAGAUGCCCGCCCCAGAGCACAAGCUGGUCUACUAUCACUCGGUUUUGACGGAAGCCUGUAAGCUGGCGCCUGCUGCUGUUGCGCCCAGCUUGGGUCGGGCGAUCCGAUUCCUGUACCGUAAUGUUGAUCGGAUGGACCUCGAACUGUCUCAGCGCUUUCUGGAUUGGUUUGCCCAUCAUCUGAGUAAUUUUGGUUUUACUUGGAAAUGGACGGAGUGGGUCGACGACGUGCGACUUCUUGACGUUCACCCUAAGAAAGCAUUCAUUAUAGAUGCUUUGGAUAAAGAAAUCCGAUUGAGCUUUUCUAAGCGGAUUAAGAAUACACUACCAGAACCUUACCAGGCUUUGAUUUCCGAAGAGAAGGAGAAAGACUCACCGGACUUCAAGUACAAUGACGAUUCAACCCCAUUCGCUACUCAGGGUAAAGAGAUCGCGCAACUUGUCCGUUCCAAAGCCGCGAAUGAAGAGUUCUCGCCUGUUCUCGAGACUAUCGAGCAGGAAGCCACGGCUUCGGGUAUGCCUAACCCGGAAUUGGCCUCCACGGACGCCUUCGUCACCUCGAUAUGUUGGAUCGGCUCCAAGUCGUUAUCGCACGUUCUUGCCUGUAUAGAGCGGUGCAAGGAGAGACUGCUGGCCAUUAGCUCAAGGAGUUCUGCUUGCAGAAAGCAAAUCAUGACAUCAGUCAUGGAUUACUGGAAGGAUCAGACCGGUGUCGGCGUCAUCAUCCUGGACAAAUUGCUAAACUACCAGAUCUUGACGCCCAGCAGUAUCAUUGAGUGGGCACUUGUGGAUCGCGUCGCUCGAGGUUCGUUACUCGCCAGUGCCUGGUGUUAUGAGCUUGUGGAAAAGACCACAAAGAAGGUGGGGUCACGGGUUCACAGCAUUGUUCACGCAAUCCGACAGCCAGGGCUCACAGAUGAUCAAAAGGGUGAGCUACAGCAGGCUUUGACGAAAGAGUUGGAGGGGAUGACAAUACUCUAUGCGAGCAUCCAGGAUGCGGUCGUGAGUAUUCGCGACGGCAACCAGGAUGAGAUGAUGGAGAGUAGUGAUGCGCUCCGAGCAGAGGAUGAAGAGUUAAUCAAGGCGUGGGGCGGAAAAUGGGCAAAGACAUUUCAGCGGAAAUGUGCCGUGGAAGAGAACUGGGUGCGAGAAGAGUUGGCCAGACCGAUUCCCGAGCCUGAAGUCAACGAGCAGCCGAUGGCAGUGGACGGUGGCAGCGGCUCUGGUCUCAACGGUGCUGGAGAGAACGGUAACACACGCUCCGACGCCGAUGGGAUCGAGUAG